AUGGAUCACGGCACCGAUUUUGCCUACGUGGCUGCAAUUCCACGCCGUUCUCAUAUUGCUGUCAUCGCAUUGCUGCGCCGCCUUAUCACGACCCAUGGGAAGCCUUCCACCGUCCUCACGGAUAAUGGAGAGGAAUUUCUGUCGUAUCCUUUUCAGAAUUAUCUUCAGCGAUUAGGAAUUCAGCACUUACACACCUCACCAUACCAUCCGCAGACAAAUGGCCGCCUCGAGAAGUUUAACGAUAUGCUGGUACAGACGUUAGCGCGUUAUACGGCUCCCAACCGACAGGACGAAUGGGAUCAAUACUUACCGGAUGCACUUCUUGCGCAGCGCGCGCACGUCAGUCGGAGCCAUGGCGCGUCACCUUUCUUCCUUGUGUUUGGUCGUCAGCCCCGUCUUCCGCACGAAACGACUUACGACCUUCUUCGGGCGCCACCGACCGACGCGGAGAUCGCGACGUUGCAAAACCGUCGUCUCGAGCAUGUUCAGAACGUUGAGAGGUUCCGAACCGAGGCGAACACGCGCGCCUUGCGCCGCUUGCAGGACGAGGCGCGCCGCCGUGAGGGUACUUACCACGAACGCGCGCUCGGGAUUGGCGAUUAUGUCCUUCGACGUUCGGAGAACCCGACGAAACUCCAUCCGCGCUGGGACGGACCCUUCAUCGUUCACGAUGUCACUGACCGGAACGUUUAUCAGCUCCGCACACGAAACGGCUACAUCCUUCGUACCUUGUACAAUGCUGCCCGUUUGAAAUGUUAUCACCCGUCGAAUAUGGAUCCCGAGUUAUGGUACUCCUCUGCCGACCUUCAGCGUCGCGACGCCCGAGCGCGAAUGCAACGCCGACUCGACACCAGUCUCGGUCGCGCUGGCACCUCUCGCGAUGCCUAA
Sparassis crispa is the source of this 888-nucleotide messenger RNA. RefSeq lists its product as hypothetical. The coding region runs from base 1 to 888 and encodes 295 amino acids. Gene Ontology annotation, biological process: DNA integration. The record is from RefSeq and is a predicted model, not a curated record. Gene Ontology annotation, molecular function: nucleic acid binding. The transcript has a single exon. NCBI's taxonomy places the organism in Eukaryota, Fungi, Basidiomycota, Agaricomycetes, Polyporales, Sparassidaceae.